GUUCCGUCUGACACGUCGCGCUAGUCGCAUGGUAGCUCCACGUCUUCCCCUCCCGUCCUCUGUCCUUCUCUCUCUCUCUCGCGCGCGCUCAGAGGGUCGUCCGUCGUUCGUGCGCAACAUCGCGCCGCACCUCGCCGCCGAUCUACCAUCAGUAUUUCGCGAUCGUGCGCAACCAGCAGCCGUUCGAUCGAGUGUGGCACGCUCUUUUGUACGCUUCAUCGCGCGUCUAUCGUCUCUUUCUCGCUCUAACGCGCGAGUUUCUCGAGUUUUAGGAGGUGGCGCCUCCAUUCUCGCUCGUUGCGCACAACGUCUGGCGUCUUUCUUUCCGCGGGGCCUCACGACUCGUGUCCUCUUGCUCCCACUUUGCGCUCCGUUCCUCGCUCCGUUUCUUUCCUUCUUCCUCGCUUCGUUCCUUCCACUCCGCGACACUCCGAAACCGUACGGACGGAAGAAGCGCGCGAGUAUAACGUACGUGACCCAGCUUGACCCGUGUUCUCUCAUUCGCGUUCGCGCUUGUGCCGGUACGAUUUUCGUGAAACGCGCGCGUGGUGUCUUCGUCGACAGAAGCGGCAGUUUUCACGCGACAGUUCUCCGCACCGGUGCUUCGAGGUUAUCGUGCUCGCCAUCGACAGCAGUCUAACCUGAAGGAACGAAACAUGUGGGCCGGCCAGGACGACACGCAGAGAUUCAAGACCAGGGUGUUGAAACCGCCCGGUGGUGGUAGCAGCGACAUUUUCGGCUCGGGCCCGGAGGAGACGAGCCCGCGUCGCAUCAAGGCCCACAAUCAGUCCCAGCUGGGCUCGGCGCUGUUCGGCGACAUCAACGGCACCGACGGCCCGUCCCCCGUCGUUUCACCGCGCAGCAACAAGCCCGGUAAUGAUUCAUACAAACGCCUGUUUGGCCCUCCCGAUGCCCCAUCCACCACCCAAAACGCGAGAAAUCACAUGCGCAGCAAUAUCCCCCUCAGCGGGGGAUCAUCGGUUUCGUCGCUGUCGUCGACAUCGCCCGCAAAGAGUACGGCCAGCAGCAACAGCAAUUCGUCGUCGGGCAUCGCUAACGGCUUUGCCAGCAACGGCUGCUUCAACGAUAUCACAGCUUUUAGGAGAAAGAAACGAUUUCGACCGUCCUGUGUGCCGGCGCGCAACCCGGUCACCGGCGACGGAAUCGAGGUGACGCCCGUGAGGCGCAUCCCACGAAAGUAUCGAGAUGGCAAUCCGGUAACCGGAACCGGCUACGCGCCCGAGCCGCAGAAGAACGGGCCGGUCAUGCAGAACGGCAUCGCCAGCUCGAAUUCCAGCAGCAGCGGCGAGAAGUCGCACGACACGUCGCCGGCGGCGGCGAAGCCGCCGACGCGUACCCGCGUUCCACCCGGCGGUUUCUCAUCCGGACUCUGGUAAACGGGCGACGUCGCCAUCGGGUCGCCCCGUCCCCCCUCCGGGACACCACGAUUAAUCCUUUCGGCCCUGUGUGCUCUUAAUCCAUUAAAGCCCGCUAAAAUCCACUAGAACCUUCUAAUCGCAUUUGUCCGCGAGACAAUGCCGCCGAGGUCUAAUCUUGAUAACAUCGUAUACCCGCGGUGUGCGUACUUUUCUAUGAUUUUUCUAUGUAGAACCCGAAGAAAGGGCGGCAGAUAAAAUCGUGGGCUUUGAUGGAUUAACGCUCCACCAAUCUCCUUUGCUUUGUACCAAUUCAGAAAAAUACACAGAACCAAGUAAGAAUAGUUUUGAAACUUUUUGAUUUUUUGAAUGACAGAUAACUCUUUCGGCCUGGAGCGAGCGUUAUCGAAUUAAGAUUAAUUUUAGACGUAAUGAAAAUAGUGGUACUUUUUUUCCCCCAAGUAAAGCGCUGUCAUUGUCAACUUUAUCAUUAGGAGAGCCGAAAGGGUUAAUGCGAGGGUGGACGAAAGUUAUAAUACUAAUAAAAUCGUCGAUCCCCCGAAUACAAUCUGCAAUGCGGAAACGAGCGGAAGUCGCGUUCGGCUAGCAACGUGUAUUGCGGCUCGACAGCAACAGCAAGAUCUUAUCCGAAUUCAUCGCAAUUGUGUCUUAGCCUUUUUAAAUUUUAAUCACAUACAAUACACAAGUUUUAUUACACGGAGAAUUAAUUAAAUCGGGCGAGAUGUUGAGCAGGAAAUAACGCUGACAUCACCGGAUAUUCAAUUGAAGUUUUUGAGGAUUUAUUUCGUUUGAGUUGCCGCGCCGGGAACGCAUUGUGGAAGACCGCGAGCGCGCACAAGGGCAGGCAAGCCGAUCCCGGGAUUCCUCGAGCGUGAAUUACCGGUCCUUCAAUUAGCAACUCUAGUAACUCGGCUUUAUCGCGUAACUGUAUAGAGGUAGUUAAAGCGAUCAUCGCGCGUAAAGCGUGCUUUUCUGAGGCUAGAACGCCGCGGCGCGCGAUUCGCAAGUUGUAAAUCAACUUGGCUGAGAAGCGCGAUUUCCUAUCAGCAACAGCUUACAUAUAAUGAGUCAUAUGAAUAAACAGGGAAGAGCAAGCUAGGCGGAAGGUGGAAGCGAAAAAAUAUCCAGUUAGGUUUAAUUUGAAAUAAAAAGACUUAAAAAAAUUGUCUUAGUAGGAUUUUAAUUUAAUUUUUAUACGCUAGUUUAACGAAUUUGUGUGAGUACAGUAUUGUAUCUAAUUACUUUUUAUUCCUGAUAUUUUUUUACCGUCCGAAUUGCUGUCCGAUGCCCCCACUCGUAUUUCUCGAAGUGCUCCCUUCGAGAAAUAAGAGCAAAGGCGCAAAAUAAGGUUUUAUUCAUGCGAUCCAUUUCGAUCCUGCGCGUCGCUGUCGAGCCCCCACGAUCGCGGCCUUUUGCUCGCUUUCGACAUUGCGCGUCGCGUCUCGAUCCCGUAAAAUCAUUUAAUUGGGAAAAUUACACGUCUGACACACGCGCGGGAACUCGCUCCCAUCCCGAGGUGAAGGACAAUGCUAUGCAUAUUCAAAGUACACACCUACAGAAAAAAGUACCAAGAUCGUAGAAUAGUAAGAUCGCCGCUAUACAAUGCGGCAUUGAUUUAGAAAAAAAAAAAAA
Messenger RNA from Linepithema humile (Argentine ant), 3029 nucleotides. It is a transcript of the gene Jupiter, whose product is annotated as microtubule-associated protein Jupiter. Gene Ontology annotation, cellular component: nucleus. The record is from RefSeq and is a predicted model, not a curated record. NCBI's taxonomy places the organism in Eukaryota, Metazoa, Arthropoda, Insecta, Hymenoptera, Formicidae.